Schizophyllum commune H4-8 is the source of this 948-nucleotide messenger RNA. RefSeq lists its product as uncharacterized. Lineage: Eukaryota; Fungi; Basidiomycota; Agaricomycetes; Agaricales; Schizophyllaceae. Gene Ontology annotation, cellular component: mitochondrial intermembrane space; mitochondrion. The record is from RefSeq and is a predicted model, not a curated record. Bases 24 to 581 code for a protein of 185 amino acids. The transcript is spliced from 7 exons.
CUGACGGUUCGCCACCUCCUUGAAUGGCUCCUCAACAACCUCAACUUGGAAGUCUUGCCGUGCAGGCCCCCAGUCUGAAUCCGAAGGUCGUUCAUGUCUCGAAGUCGACGUGCACGGACAUCUCGCUGUUCAAGGACCUUUUGAGGGAGUACAGGAAGCUCGAUGACUCCAUAAACAUGCGACUGAACCGGGCGACCGCGGCUGCACGCGACCAGGCGAGGGAAUCGUCCGGACGAAAGGCGGCUGACGAUCAGGCCUGCGAGAAUAUAUGGGCAGAGCUUGUAGCGAACUGGAAGCGGCGCACGACUCUCAUCGGCUACUGUGUCUCUGUGGUCGACGAGAGCAUCGACAGCAAACGCUCACAGAUAUCCGAGAAGCAAGCGGACCCCGCUGCGCAACGACGCAUCAAAGGGGAGAUGUAUUCGGAUGAAGUUUUGCGUAACCAAGUCCACAACGAGCUCUCGGUGGAAGCUAUCAUUCGCAAACGGUCAUUGGAUGUCUUCAAGUCAAGAUGCAAGUACUUCACCCCGCCAUUGACCGACGCGCAAGCUCGAGAGUACUGGGAGGGAGCUCAGCGAUAAUCUGCAGCUGUAUAGCUCCCCCUGAGAACCACCGACACUCUCGACCUCGGUCCCUUCGCUGGCAUUUCCCGCACGCACUCUGUAUCAUACGUCUCAAACAUCACGAACAAUGUGAAGUACAUCCCAACUCAAGUACCUGCGCAAAUCGUCGCCCAUCCUCCCCGUGUACUUGAACCUUGGUCUUUGCGCCCACAGUCGCUGUUAGGGCGUGCCAAGUGACUACCAUAAUCCGUGAAGGAAUUCACUGGAUAGGCUGCGGGGUGGCGUGUAUGCCUUCUUCGCCAUUUGAGUGGCCCUAUCAGCUUCGAACCUAUUGUUGUGCAUGUUUAGCUUGCGCAAGUAGAGGUAUACAAGGUGCUACUUGGUC